Molecule: messenger RNA, 1956 nt
Organism: Cercopithifilaria johnstoni
Lineage: Eukaryota; Metazoa; Nematoda; Chromadorea; Rhabditida; Onchocercidae
Source: the annotation of a GenBank genome assembly
AUGUCCAUCUGGCUUACUUUAUCUCUAACUAGAAUGAGCGAUAUUGUGCUGCAACAGAACUCACCAAGUUCCUGUAAUAAAAAAAAUAUAUUACAAAACAAUGAUAGCCAAAAUCUUGCGAUUAUUUCCAACAUACUACCAAAAAAUUCUACUGCUGCUACUGAACUGAAUAUUAAUCAUAAUCCUAUGGCUGCGGAAUCAUCUACUGCGAAAUUUCCAUUUCAAUCUUCCGACUAUCGGCAAGGGUUAUCUUCCUCUGGCCAAACUUCUGAAAUAUCUAACCGACAUAUUGUUCGUAACUCACUUCUGGAUCUUACAAAUGUUUCAAUACCAGUGGUACAAUCCCGUCCUGCAGCAUUGCGUUUUUUGCCAUUCAAUUAUUCAUCAACGGAAAAUGGUUCUAAAUGCUCGAAACACUCACAGUUCACUAGCUCAUUAUAUCUAGCAGGUUCGGAUAGAAGCAGUUCCUCACAAAUUACGAGUGCAUCAUCGAAUAAGAGAUACUCAGGUGUUUUAAAUGAAUCAAAUUCUUUUGAUGAUUGUAUCAAGAAAAGGCAGUUGCAAUGGCAGCGUACUCAACGGCGUUCUGCUUUCAAAAAACUUGAUCGAUUGAAGAGCAUGAUAGGAACAUCAAGUGGCAGUAGUUCUGGCAAACUUUACAACUUACUUCCAAUUGCUCGACGUAGCAGGACAGUUAGUGAACAUAGCGCCAUUGAGAAAUGUCGCGGCGAUGAUGAGGAUGAUAUUGAAAAUCUGGAAAAUGAAUUCAGCUUCCGGGCGCGUCUUCAAGGCACCAGUCGCAAUAGUUUGAUUUCUCCUUCACUUCCGUCAACGUCAACCCCAAAUAAGUUGGAGUCUCGUUAUAAAAAGCGUCAUAUACCGGAUGAGACGAGUGUUACGGGAAGUGCGAAAAAGGUGAGAGAUGAGUCAAUGGAAGAAAGCGAUAAUGUCAGGAUUGAUGAAAGUUUUGAGGAAAGAAUGGAUAUUGAUAUGGCUGAGCCAUCUCCCGAGCAUCAGAGCAGUGCAAUCGAAGGUGAAGAUAAUUUGGGUAAUGAACCUGAUGAAAGAAACAUUUCACUUUCUCCAACAGUGCUUAAUCGAUCUCAUUCAGCAAGUUGCCUGGAAAUCGGCGCCAACAAAGAGCCUGAACUACCUCCUCUUCUUGAAGUUAAGUAUGAAUUGGAUAUAAUAAAAAACCCAGCUGUUCGUUCAACUGCUUUUGCAUCUAUUACUGCAAGAACUUUUGCCGAUUUGCUCAAUUCGAUGACAAGGGAACAAUUUUUGAAACGAUUUGUAAUUAUCGAUUGCCGAUAUCCGUUCGAAUUUAAUGGUGGACAUAUUCGAGACGCCCAUAACUUAUUCGAUCCAGCUGAAGUGGAAAAUUUCUUUUAUCCCAAUGAUGUUGAAUUACGAACACAAUUAAUGAAGAAAAAGCCCGUCUUCUAUUGCGAAUUCUCGCAAAAACGAGGACCUUCAAUAGCACUUGAACUACGUGCACUUGAUCGUAAGCUUAAUGUUGGAAGAUAUCCAAUGGUAGAUUAUCCAGAAAUGUAUUUGCUGCAGUACGGUUAUCGCGAUUUCUACUUGCGUUUUAAUAACACGCCAGAUCUUCUUGAACCAAAUGGGUAUAUCGAAAUGAAUGAUGAAGCACAUGCAGAAGAACUAAAAAAUUACAAAUACCAUCGUGUUAAUUCAGUUGCUUCGGCUUAUCAUACAUUGGCAAGAGAUCGCUAUAACAGACAGCAUAGGGAAGAGUUAAAUCCUAUUAUGGAAAUUGAUGUGAACAUGACGACACCUCCUCGCCGUAUGCUACCGAGACGUUUAUUUGUUAAUUCACCAGAGUCUCCGUCACAAUUCCCAGAUGCAAGCACUCCUAAGAGCCGUCCUGUAAAAGACAGAGCAAGAGAUGCACCAAGGAGGAAUGUUUGUCGACGACUGUUCGAUGAUUUUAAAUGA